Miniopterus natalensis is the source of this 2526-nucleotide messenger RNA. Its product is annotated as spermatogenesis-associated protein 31D1-like. The record is from RefSeq and is a predicted model, not a curated record. NCBI's taxonomy places the organism in Eukaryota, Metazoa, Chordata, Mammalia, Chiroptera, Miniopteridae.
CUGCUCCCUCUGUGUCCCCUGUGGCUUCCACAGCUCCUGUGACUGAGCCACCAUCCACUCAGUCCUCUGCCUUCGCAGCAGUCACUCCAGGAGACCUAAUACCACCUCCUCUGCCUGAGCCUUCCCCACCUCCCCCCUCCGUUCUCUCCCCUAACCCAAUGACCCCCUUGGGUAAUUUUCUGUCACCCUCACAGCCAGGUCAAACUCUGCCUUCAGAGCCUUCUCCUCCUUCGGAAUCCAAAUUCCCAGUGAGCCAUUCCCCACCCCAACCCAAAGACUUGUUGUCUUCAACCUUGACACAAUGUGAUUUCCAUCAAGAGUUGCCUGCCCUCCAUUCUACAAAGACCUCUUUUGGAGGAGACCCUGCAGCCAAACUUAUAGAUCCUCGACACCUCUUAUUUCUCAGCCCUGAUGAGCAUGACUCAGUACAGCAGUACUCAAAUCCUAAGAUCUUGGAGGACCUUUUAAAGCAAAAACUUAUCCAGCUUUUCUGGGGUCUUCCAUCUCUGCACAGCGAGUCCUUGCCCUCUGCUGUCCAUGUCUCAAGUGACUAUUCCUCAAUCUUUAUUUUCAAUAGCAUGUCAAAUGCGUUCACAGACCAAGAAUCCCGAAUACUUCCUUAUCAUCUGUCUCCAUCUUUGUCUGAGGUCUACCCUCAACCCUUGCCUCAAACCCUGCCCCAAUCCCAGCCCCUACCUCUCAAUGGGAUCCAACCCCAGGCCCACCUUCAAUCCCCACACCCAAUCCUUCCAUCCAGUCCCAUUGCCCAGAUUAGGGCCUGUGGAGUAUAUUUCCAUAGACCUAAGAGUGAAACAGAACGUCUUACCUCAUCUGAAAUACAACACCUGGAAUGUAAUGUGUUGCAGAAGAAACAAGAACGUUUGUGGGGUUUACCCUCUGUGGUUCAAAGUUCUAAGAAAGACUCCUGUCCAUCAGUUCCCACCUCUCCUUACCGUCGGCCCUCUAAGGCCCAUCUUGCAAUCUCCAUCAGUCCUGUAGGGUUUCCUCUCAGCAGUGAACUUCGAGAGAAAUUUGAGCAUUACCUUAGAAAGAGGCUCAUCCAACACCGGUGGGGCCUGCCCCGCAGGGUCCGUGAGAGUCUGUCACUGAUGAAGCCUCUGAGAGAAUUUUCAGACAUACCUGAGUCAAAGAGCAGUUGUGGCUUCUCAUGGAUCUCUGUGGAUAAGGGCCAGAGUAGCAAAAAUCCAAAUGUUGGACUGAGCCAACCAGGAAGCUUCUACGAGAGGGGCUCAGAAAUGUUUCAGCUAGACCAGGAUGAGGGGAAGGGUGCGGGACACAGCCAAGAGAAUGAUCCAAAAGUUCAUCUGUCGAGUGACUCAGAGAGAUCUUCAGAUAAGGAUGUGGGAAAUGACUCUGACAUGAUGAGUCUGUCAGGAGAAAACUCAAUAGUGUCAGGGCAGCCUGGAAGUCAGAGACAACUGGAAAAAGGCCUGAAAGCACAUCUGAGCAAGAAGUUUGAGGAAAUCAAUGAAGAUCAACUAUCUAGAACUGUACAUAGUUCACAGCACACUACCAAGCAGACACUUCCUGUAAAAUCCAACACCGAAAUAAAACAGAGAAGCUUGCCACCAUCAGUGGGUGGGGACAACUGUCUGGACACAUCCCAGGAGCUUUCUUUCCUUAAGUCUGGUACACAGCAGAUGCUGGAAGCCCACAUUACCAAGUUUCGUGUAAGGAUGUUGAGGGGUCUUCCCACCAAAGUCCUUGAAUCCAUAGAAGUCCUCAAAUUGAAACAUGCUUCAUCCCAUUCCUUGAUGGAUCCCAACUCUUCCUCCUCAACCAAACUGACUUCUGAGGUGAAUGCCAAAUCUGGGGGCUUCAUGACCCUGAGAGGAAGCUCUAAAUCCCUUCAUAGGGAUGAGGUGGGAACAGAAAAUUCAGCCACCGUCCUGGAUCUUCCUCUACCUGCCACCUCACUUGUGGGCAAGGAAGGACAGGGGACCCUGAGACAAUCACCUGCUGAUAUCAAACACGGACUUUCAGAGGCAAUUAGGAAAAUUUGGAAUUCCAAACCGACUCUUCUGCCUGUCACAAACAGCAUCAGUGGCAAAACAAAUCAGAGACAUUCUCUAAUAGCCAACAUUCAACCCCCAAAGCUGUCUGCAAGGCAAGCAGGGACUGGACAUGAGCCAGAAACUAAGAGGGUGAAUGCUAGCGACAGAGCAGAAAUACAACAGGGCACAAAUAGAGAGAAAUCAGAACCUGCUUCCAUGUCCAAAGUGUCCAGGGCAAUAGUCAGGGCUGAGGAGCUCGAUGCUCUUCAACCCAAAACUGGUGACGUUUUGACAACCAGCAAGCUGGGAAUCUCCCAAAGAAUAAAUGUGAAUGAGAGUGAUGGAGACACUGCUGUGACCGCUGAAAAACCAUCAAAAAUAUCAGCUCCCCAAGAUCUUAACUUUUCGAAUCUUAAAAAGCAAGUAAUUGCUGAGUUAAAGCUGAAGUUGGAGGAGAGGAAGCACAGACAGGCCCAAGGCCAACCCGCUGACAUGUCCCAUGACUCAGACA